Molecule: messenger RNA, 4755 nt
Organism: Aplysia californica (California sea hare)
Lineage: Eukaryota; Metazoa; Mollusca; Gastropoda; Aplysiida; Aplysiidae
Product: neuropeptide CCHamide-1 receptor
Biological process (GO): G protein-coupled receptor signaling pathway
Cellular component (GO): membrane
Molecular function (GO): G protein-coupled peptide receptor activity
Source: RefSeq, a predicted model, not a curated record
AUUUUCUCCUCCCUCCCCGACUCUAAACAAGCCUGACGUCUCCUGGGGACCCGAGUGCUCUAACACAGGAGCGGACAAGAAUCAGCAGAGAAAUAUCUCGCAGAUGCAGUUAAGAGGAAACUAGACACAUUGUGUCUCGUCCUUUACGCCUUUUUCUAUCCGGAGAUACUGGGAGAUUGUGGACAGCCCCAUGAAACACAAGAUAACGAGCAUUUCUAAACACGUUUGGACGAAGCUGACCCUAUAACUUCAUUUUUUUGAGGGGUUUUGAUUAUAUUCCAACCCUUUGGGGAUUUUAUUCUUCUUCUUUUCUUGAUUAUUGUGCAAGCUUGGAAUUUUAAGAUUUAGAUUCUUGAGAUCGGGUUUUGUUCUAAGACAAGCCUACUCAGACGAAUUGUCAAAUUUUUGGGGCGAUUUGAAACUAUACGUUUGAACCUUUUCUGUUGGGACGAGCGGGCAUUAAAUAGCAGCGGAAACGUUUGUCUAAAUAAUUUAUUUCCAACACCCGCAAAGUCUCAUCCGGAUUGACACCUUCGUUGCAAUUCUUGGAUUUAAAAGGAGCAGUGGAAGAAUCGACGCAGUGUGAGAGACCUAAAAGGAAAGGAGAGCUGGUUCUCAUUACUGUGGCUGUAUAUCUAAGAUCAGCAGCGACUCUGUGAUCCUAUCAAGCCGGCUGUGGUUGGGGCUGAAACCAGAACCCUAGCCAUUGUGCGAUAGCGCAAGUCACACGACGCUCUGGUGCUAAUUGGCUUCUCGCCAAAACCUCACAGGUCCGGAGGUGAGGGAGGUAGAUAGAGAAACAGUCAGCGCCGCGGAGCGGGCGUUUGUUCCUUCGCUCGUUCUCACGUGCCUAUCUGUGUGUGUGUGUCUUUGUGUGUGCGUUGUUGUGCGUGCGUGCGAGCGUGGCUGCGUGCCCAUGUAUGUAGGUGACGAGACAAACCUAAUCAGUCUGACCACGGCGCUCACACCUCAAAGGUGAGAGAGAGGUAGAGGAGCAUGACACUGACCAUAGAUCUCUCCUCCUCGUCAACUCUGUCACCAGUCGCAACUCCGCCAGCAGAACAAGCAACAGCAGCAGCAGUAGUAGCAGCGUCUCUGAGCUCGCUGUCUCAACUAUCCGCCCGGCUUCCCUACACAUCUGGAACUAUGUCUCAUCCGAACAACAGCACGAAUGUCUUCGGGACAACUUCUGCAAAUGCCACGGAAGUUUCCAACGACACCGAGAUAGAUUACACCUUUGACAGGUGGGGGAUUAACUCUGACCUCGAUGGCAUCCUCGUUCCCAUCGUCUUCGGCAUCAUCUUCGUUGUCGGACUGGUGGGCAAUGGUACCCUCAUCAUCUCCGUGGUCGCCAACAAGGUGAUGAGGAAUGUGCCCAACAUCUUGAUCGUUAGUCUGUCCGUGGGAGACUUUUUGCUCAUCCUCAUCUCGGUGCCCGUGGCCUCUACGCUCUACACCUUCAUCAACUGGCCCUACGGAUGGGUUGUCUGCAAGGUGGCUCAUGUGGUCCUGAGUUUCGUCAUCAUCUUCAUCGUGUGCUGGCUGCCCCGCUACGUGUACGUCAUGUGGUUCCACUUUGACCCCAGUGACUAUUCCCUCUUCUGGCACACCUUCAAGAUCACGGCCUUCUGCCUCAAGUUCAUCAACUCGUGCGUCAACCCAUUCGCCCUCUACUUUCUCAGCGGCCAGUUCCGGAAGUUCUACAACCGCUACCUCUUCUGCUGCUGUCGUCGCGUUCGCUACACGAGCCUGGAACCCACCUCCACCAUGCACCAUCUACACAGCACUACCAGACGCUCUAGUCCCACCAACAUGUCCAUGGUACAUUCGCAGUCAAUGUGCUGACUAGGCCUGGGCAAAUGGGUCACCCGCAGAACGCCAAUAGCACGGAAAAGCGGCCGUAGGUCAAGGACGGUCUCGUUUGUCGCGGAUUCGUCUGGACGUCUUAAGACCAGGCCCAGUAGGUUUGCUGAUAUGGCGGUUUGACUGAUGCAGGUUUGACCCAUUUAGUUUUGCCCACUGAACAUUCGCUCAAUGGCUACGUGUUUUGCGGAUAAAGGACUUCUGAAGUUCAGAUGAAAGGAAAGGCAUCCAUCGAACGUUCAUAAAUGAUAGGUGGACAGACUGAUGAACUUCGGAAUUUCAACAGUGAGGUUCUUUGCCUUGUGUACAACAGGUUACUUUCCAAGUGGGGAAGAUGAUAUUAUUUUAUCUCCUUCUUUUCCAAAGUGACAUAACUCACACAGCAUGAUCUAACACCUAAAGACAAGAUAGAAGCAGCUGUCUUCAUAAAUGGUCUUGACUGAGUCGACGCGUACGUCAAACACUCAUUACGUCAGUUGCUAAUUUAGACACUCACACAAAGAGACAGGUUUCUCAAGUAUACCAGCGGUGGUCUCGUACUUGGAGCGCAUGACACUCACUCUUGGGGUGUCAAGUCUGGCCAGGUACAGCCACCUCUCAGUUUCUUGGACAACUUGUUUUACUUCAGGGACCCACGAGUCACUUAACGGUUGCCUGUUUGAAUAAAGUAGAAAGGUGUUAUGGUUUUAGGAAGUUCCUACAACGUUUGGAGCACCGAAUGCUGACUAGUGGCCUUGGCCACCAGGAUUCCAAUUCCCCAAGUGUAUUUCCAAGUGGGACAUUUCUAGAGAUUCAAUUACUCCACACUUACGGACUGUUUUGAUGAUAGUUAGCAGUAUUAUUUGUGCUGUUGAAGGCAUGACACGCACACCGUAUUGAUCGCUCAGAGUCACCUACUCAAAGCACCUCGUUCAGACUUUACACAACAAGUAAGCCAACAUCCUUCACAGGGUGAUGUCUGAGCCCUGAUCAUGACACACUCUGUCUGACCCCUCUCACGCUAGGCUCUUGGACAUAAUACGAUGGUGAUUUUAGAAUGGCUGAGGUGCAGAAAGCUCGGCGAAAAAAACUCUUACUAGAUAGCUGACCGUGUUGCACAAGACUUUAAGAACAAACACUUGCUAGAUGGAUGAAUGUGGGGACAUGAUUUUCCACACCCAUCUAUUUUUCCGAAGCAGGAUGCGUUUGGAAUGAGAACAGUUUUUCGGGCUCAUUUCUUGCUGUAAAUAUGUUCAUAGAUUAGACAUCCUUUUUGUUGCCUCUUGAAGUACCAUGUUCUUUUUUUGGUGUGGGGGGGAGGGGGUGGUUGUGAUAAUAAUAUGCUCGGCAUGUGUAGGAUCUGAUAUGUCCUCCGUGUGAUGGGGGCCAGGAUUGUAUAAUAUUAGGGAAACUGCAUAGUGGCCUCCAAUCCUCAUAGUGUCUCGGUGAUUUGACAUUCCGGGGAAUGGGCAAUGGGUUCGUUUUUCUAUACACUAGAGCAACAACCCUGUUAAACAGUACAGAAAUCUUCUCACAAACAUAAUCAGGUGCCUGAACCGCCAUUACUCAUAACAACAGAGUAAGCAAAAGAUACAUAAUGUCUUUGAAGAGACAAAUGACAUUUAAGUACUUUAUUUAGAAACGUUGAUGACUGGACCGCUUGCUUUUUGCAUUUGUGCUGCUCAGGUUAUGGAUGGGAAUCACAAAGUCAGGCGGUUAUUGGCAGUGUUUGUAUAAAUUAUGAUAAUCUUACUUCCGCCAGUACCCCAUAAUGAUGCGUAAACACAACCGCAGCAGAGCUGAACUGUGUAGAAUUUUACCGGUAAGACGUUCUCAGCAUGCCGAGAUUUCAGAACAAGGAAAUACCUGUGCUGUUGGUGGGCGUGUCACGGAAAUCCUUUAAAGUGUUUGGACACUCGAUGAACUCAUUGUCACUGGAAACUGUUUUAUCAAAAAGACGACCAAAAAGAGUUUGCACAGUACAGACGGAGAGGGUGUUACAAACUGUUGUGGUUGUUCGGUAUAUUAAGUGGGUGAGUGUUUCUGUUCUUGGGGAAGGAGGGCAGUUGGAAAGGAAGGGGUAUGGGGGAGUGUCAAGGAGUAUUUCCACUCCCAUUUUUCUCGAGAUAUACCAUGAAAGACGAAGCGGGCAGAAAAAAAGACGGGCAGAAUAUGACACCCAGAAUGUCUCACCGUAUGCUGCCAGUGUCUGAGCCUCAAUGGGACCCCGGCAUUUUGGACUUUCGUCAAUUCAACUGUUGAUGCCGUCAGCGCUCUCUUUUCGUCGCCACAUCUGUUUUUGCAUUGGUCUCUCUGUCUUCGUUGGAGUGUUAUAUAAUAGCUGUACAAUAUCAGGAUUUUGGUGAAAGAGCAAAGCCGAGUAAGGUCAAUUAUUGCAAGCAAAAGUAGGACAUGUUAAAAUUAAAGUACUCUAUACUGACGUAAGCACAUUUGGGGUAGGAAAAUAUUUUAUCUUUACUUGCAUUUGAAUCGAUAUUGGGCUCAGAAGAGCUGAAAAAGGCCGAGCACAAUGUAAACAACUGCAAAGUAUCUAAGUAUUACGAUGUUAAGUAGCGAUUAAUAAAAAUAAGCUCAUAGCACCUACCCUCCCCAUCCCAGACCCCGCAGUUAUCCCAGGCACUGAGGAUCUUGGGAGUCACCUGAGAAGCUUCCUUUUAGAGCGUCGGUUUAUGAAAACAGUAUCAUUUUGAGACGACCAUGUCAUCUUAGCUUUGUUUUCCGAGAAUGUUUUGUGUCUUUGAUAAACCUUUCGCAAUACUUCAUUUUCGACCAUGUCUGCAGUCAUUCCAGAAUCUUACACCGGAAUAUUUGGUUUCGUCUGCGUCUUGGUCCUUUUGUCUGUGCUGUCGCUAGCGAUAUUGUUAUUAUCACUUGAUUUGAAAGAAAAAGAAA